Rattus rattus (black rat) is the source of this 1667-nucleotide messenger RNA. It is a transcript of the gene Stambpl1, whose product is annotated as STAM binding protein like 1. Gene Ontology annotation, molecular function: K63-linked deubiquitinase activity; protein binding; metal-dependent deubiquitinase activity. The transcript has 10 exons. Gene Ontology annotation, biological process: protein K63-linked deubiquitination. Lineage: Eukaryota; Metazoa; Chordata; Mammalia; Rodentia; Muridae. The record is from RefSeq and is a predicted model, not a curated record. Gene Ontology annotation, cellular component: endosome; membrane. Bases 82 to 1392 code for a protein of 436 amino acids.
UUUGCUCUGUGUCUUUGAAACAGAUGAAGUGACUGUGCAGGAAGAGCGAGCACCUUGCUUUUGCAGGAAGGACAGGACAGCAUGGAGCAGCCAUUUACUGUGAAUUCACUGAAAAAGUUAGCUGCUAUGCCUGACCAUACAGAUGUUUCUCUAAGUCCAGAGGAGCGGGUCCGUGCCCUAAGCAAGCUUGGUUGUAAUAUCUCCAUUAAUGAAGACAUCACCCCACGCCGUUACUUCCGGUCUGGAGUGGAAAUGGAAAGAAUGGCGUCUGUGUAUUUGGAAGAAGGGAACCUGGAAAAUGCCUUUGUUCUUUACAACAAAUUUAUAACAUUAUUUGUAGAAAAACUUCCCAGCCAUCGAGAUUACCAGCAGUGUGCAGUUCCCGAGAAGCAGGACAUCAUGAAGAAACUGAAGGAGAUUGCGUUCCCAAGGACGGACGAAUUGAAAACGGACCUGCUAAGGAAAUAUAACAUAGAAUACCAAGAGUAUUUACAAAGUAAAAACAAAUAUAAAGCCGAAAUUCUCAAAAAGUUGGAACAUCAGAGACUGAUAGAGGCAGAGCGCCAGCGAAUCGCUCAGAUGCGCCGGCAGCAGCUGGAGUCUGAACAGUUCCUGUUUUUCGAAGAUCAACUCAAGAAGCAGGAGUUGGCUCGGGGCCAGACGCGAGGUCAGGACUCUCUGGUGCUGUCUGAGCAGACUGACGGAAGUGGGCUGUCCUGUUUUUCCACCCACCAGAACAACUCGCUGAGGAACGUAUUUGCAGACCAUCCUCAGAAAAGUGAUGUUAGCGAUCUCGCUAACUACUCUCCCCCGGUGAACAGGGCCCUAAAGCCAGCGGCCACCCUGAGUGCUGUUCAGAAUUUAGUGGUUGAAGGACUGAGGUGUGUAGUUUUGUCAAGAGAUCUUUGCCACAAAUUUCUGCUGCUGGCUGACUCUAACACAGUGAGAGGAAUAGAAACCUGUGGGAUCCUCUGUGGAAAACUGACACAUAAUGAAUUCACCAUUACUCAUGUGGUGGUCCCAAAGCAGUCUGCUGGCCCAGAUUAUUGCGACGUGGAGAAUGUAGAAGAAUUAUUCAGUGUUCAGGAUCAACAUGGUCUCCUCACGCUGGGAUGGAUUCACACACACCCCACGCAAACGGCAUUCCUGUCCAGUGUGGAUCUCCACACUCACUGCUCCUAUCAGCUUAUGUUGCCAGAGGCCAUUGCCAUCGUGUGUUCCCCAAAGCAUAAAGACACCGGCAUUUUCCGGCUCACCAACGCUGGCAUGCUUGAGGUUUCUACUUGCAAAAAGAAGGGCUUCCAUCCUCACACCAAGGACCCCAAGCUGUUCAGUAUAUGCAGCCAUGUGUUAGUGAAAGACAUAAAGACAACUGUGUUGGACCUGAGGUGACAUGUUCGAAACGUAAGACCAUCUGUACUGGACACCUGCCAGGGACAUGUGUGGCUGCCGAAUUUCUUAUGAUGUUUUCAGAAGUGACGGAUAUUUUAUAUUUAUAUAUUUUAGACCAGAACUUUGAUAUUUAUUGUUCUUGCACAUUUUGAAGUUUCCUUUUUUUGGGGUGGGGGGGGGCUGUGUCUCAAAAGAGACCACAUGAUGUUCAGUCUAUACCUGUGAAUUUACCCAAAUGAUGCCAUCAGAAAUAAAUUGUGCUGCAGAUAACAAGA